AUGGAAAACAACGACGGCGAUAACGUUUCCAAGCACGGAGAAUUUCUCAGUCGCCGUUUCGCCGACGCAGUAGCAUCCAUCGAACAAUCUUUAAUCAACUCAUUUCGCUCCGCCGCCUUAACGCCUCAAGAAACGGACGAGUGUUUGCAGACGCUGUGCAACUUGAUGACUAUCGGCGAAGAAGACGACGCGGCUCCGUUUGAAGUUCUGAUCUCGAAGCUAGACAAAAGAGAUCUUCACAAGAUGGCCUCGCUGCUGACGUCAGAUUCCGAUCACUACUUCUUGGAGAUCGCAAGAAACUACAACGGCUCCACACGCUUCGGGAAUCUCCUCGGGAAAUCAGACGACGCGGACACGUUGUUCUUCGCUGCUAUCUUGUGCCAAUUCUUGCACCUCAUGAAGGACGAGAACGCGUCCUACGUCGCGAUUCGAGGGUUGCGAGUUUUCACCCAGGAGAAGAAAAUCGCAAUGUGCGGCCACAUUCUCUUCCACGCGCUUGACCUUGCGUGUGACGGACAUGGCUGCGACGUUCUCAACGGAUUCAUAACCUACACGGACCAGCCUUUCUUCAGAAACCAGCUGCUAGACAUAGUUUCGUCUAACGCACUGUGGCUAAGCAACCAUGCUUCAAUUUCAGGGAACUUGGUGGUGCAGCACGCUCUUAAACUGAAUGACUCGCGUUGCACGAAUAACAUUGCUGUUAGCCUUCAAGGCCAUUGCGUUGAUCUUUCUUAUUGGAAGUAUGGAAGCUACAUCGUGGAAAAAUUACUGGAGAAGGAGGAGUCGAUGGAUGUGGUGGUUAUGGAGCUUUUGGGGUGCAAUGGAAACAAGUUGAUGAGGCUUGCGAGUCAUAGGUUUGGGAAUUUCGUGGUGGCCAAGGCACUGAGAGUCACGCAGAAUGAGAUGAACAGGGCUCAUCAGUUUUGGGGUUUGGUGCAUAAGCUCAUGCCUUAUUUCCAAUUCUUUCGUAGGUCUCGUAUAAGCAACAUUGCAGCGAUCUUGGGAUCAGUUCUUUAA
Messenger RNA from Eutrema salsugineum, 1017 nucleotides. Its product is annotated as pumilio homolog 18. Gene Ontology annotation, molecular function: mRNA binding. Gene Ontology annotation, cellular component: cytoplasm. NCBI's taxonomy places the organism in Eukaryota, Viridiplantae, Streptophyta, Magnoliopsida, Brassicales, Brassicaceae. The transcript has a single exon. The record is from RefSeq and is a predicted model, not a curated record. The coding region runs from base 1 to 1017 and encodes 338 amino acids. Gene Ontology annotation, biological process: post-transcriptional regulation of gene expression.